AGUGUCUUCUUCCCUCACUUUCUAAACCAAGCUAUAAGCAUCAUCUCCACGCGCCAUGUACAGUCACACUAACCCUACAUUCCCACGCGCCGACGUCGUCCUUGGCGACCACUCUUCGUCUCCCGACAGUACUGCUGCAUCGGCGUUCAUGUCAGUGUCGGGUCAGUUCCCGUCUCACUUAAUCAUCCCUGACCACCUCGCUGGAGUCGAGGUGGGUAGUACUACUACUAGCGGGUACAGUAGCUAUGGUUCGCCGAGUUCACUGACGAGUGGUGGAACGACGACUCAGCAGCCGAGUUUGAUCCAGAGGAGUAUUAGUAGCCAUUCCCUUGAAAAGAAUGGGUAUCAUUGUCAUUUCGCAUGCCCUCAGGAUUUUCUUGUCUUGGACACCAGCCCUGUGAGAAGGGUUUUUAGCACUGGUGAUUUGCAGCAUGAGCACAAAGCAGACAGCCCAUUAUCAAGUGAGAGCAGGGCAAUAAUUGAGAGUAUGAGCAAAACAUGCAAAUACAGUCCAGAGGAGAAGAAAGAGAGAAUUGAGAAGUACAAAAGCAAGAGGACACAGAGGAACUUCAAGAAAAAGAUUAAGUAUGCUUGUCGGAAAACAUUGGCAGACAGCCGGCCGCGCAUUAGAGGAAGGUUUGCAAGUAAUGGUGAAAUGGAAAAGAAUCGUCAACCCCAAUGGAGCAAUGUAAGUGGGGAAGAAGACGAGGACUAUGACGAUAAUUGGAUUGACAUUCUGGAUGCAUUUUCAGCAAAUUCAAUUCCUUAAUUAAUCUUAAAAAAAGACUGGCUUGUUAGCUAUAGCUGCAGCUCUUUGCGUGCGUCCUUUUAGCUAGUUAGUAUAUUUUGUGAUUCUAGCUAGCUAGCUAGGUUGCAUAGGUUGCUUGUUUCUCAUUAUUAUCAUUAUGCAAUUUGACAUGUUCUUUAGCUUGAAGCCUAUGUAAAUAUAUUUUGUUUGAUUUCGAUUCUAAUGUAGUCCCUUGAUUAUGGUGGCAA
Molecule: messenger RNA, 996 nt
Organism: Hevea brasiliensis (rubber tree)
Lineage: Eukaryota; Viridiplantae; Streptophyta; Magnoliopsida; Malpighiales; Euphorbiaceae
Exons: 3
Coding region: 56-769 (237 amino acids)
Biological process (GO): regulation of flower development
Cellular component (GO): nucleus
Molecular function (GO): protein binding
Source: RefSeq, a predicted model, not a curated record